Molecule: messenger RNA, 945 nt
Organism: Aspergillus caelatus
Lineage: Eukaryota; Fungi; Ascomycota; Eurotiomycetes; Eurotiales; Aspergillaceae
Product: killer toxin
Exons: 4
Coding region: 157-579 (140 amino acids)
Cellular component (GO): extracellular region
Source: RefSeq, a predicted model, not a curated record
CUCAUUAAUUCAUGAAAGCAUUGUAUGAGCCUAGAUAUGGAUUUCUAUAAAUUCAGCUAUGGUACCAGGUAGUUCAAGUCUCCAAAAAACGCACAACUUCCGAUACUAAUCUCCCAAAUCUCUCCUUCGAUCUACUCCCCCUCCCUAUCUCUCAGCAUGUUGGCCACAGUAUUCUUAAUAGUCGCAAGUGCUCUCACUGCAAAUGCCAAGCUUGGGAUUAACUGCCGUGGUUCCGCAAAGUGCAGCGCAUUAUGGGGACCUUCUGAUGCUGCCCAGCAACUCACCAAUGUGAUUCAACAUAUCGAUACCAACAGAUGGUACAUGAACGGAGAACACAUCGCCUGUGUUGGCAACCAGGCCGGUAAUGGCGGUGGUUAUUGUGCGUUCCUGCAGAAGACAGGGGGAACCAACGGUGGUGUGAUUAAGAACUUGGCUCACUAUAUUACGGAUCAUGGAUGCAAGCAGUGUGGUAGUGUGCCAUACUUUUACCCUCAGGGCAACAACAAUGUUGAUGAUGGCGAGCUCACAUAUAACUAUGUUGAUGAUCCUUGCGCUACAGCAGGUACUCAGCUAUGCUAAGUCAGUCAUGUCUAGGUAGACCUCGGGCAUCAGGGUUCCCUGAGGGUUUUCUGAACUAGGUAACUCGUUAUGAAAUCAACCUCUACACCGGUUAUGAGGCAAGGCUGCCUGGCUUCGCUCCUCUGGCCUGUUCCUGGUUCUUUUCUGGUUCACCCUUUUCUGUCGGCUUUUCCUUAUAUAGCUCAGUCGGCUUUGGAGAUUUCGAAAUGGCACCCCUGUGGCUACUGGUACCUGUUUCCUAGACUUACUGCCGAGUCUACGGUUCCUCAGGCCAGUUUCGAGGGCUAAAUUUUCAAAGUCAUAGCUAUGUCUUUGUUGUUAUGCUAAUGGACAACUUGCUAUACUCUAUGUAUUCGUAAACGAGCG